Molecule: messenger RNA, 450 nt
Organism: Episyrphus balteatus (marmalade hoverfly)
Lineage: Eukaryota; Metazoa; Arthropoda; Insecta; Diptera; Syrphidae
Exons: 1
Coding region: 1-450 (149 amino acids)
Source: RefSeq, a predicted model, not a curated record
AUGCAUGGUGGAAGUAUUAGUACAAACUGUGGAUUAAUCAAUGUAGUUGGGGUAGUGGAGAAGAAUGAGCCACAUCUGGAUCGUCUAUUACAACGUUUUUGGGAAUCUGAAGAAAUUGACAAAGCGCGUGUAAGAACAGCUGAACAGCAACGUUGUGAAGACAUUUUUCUGCAGAUACAUUGCCGCCUCCCUGGAGGUUCUUUUCAAGUGAAUAUUCCUUUGCGCGAUGGAACUGAACAUUUAGGUUCAUCAAGAGCUAUAGCAUUGCAUAGAUUCCGGCAAUUAGAACGUCGUUUUAUGCGCGAUCCAGCAUUGAAGGAAAAAUACUUUGUGGCUAUCAAAGGAGCUUUUAAAAGCUGGUCAAAUGAAGUUGGCGAAUCGAUUACCAAAUCAAUUGUGUUAUUAUAUUCCCCAUCAUCCAGUGUAAAAAAAGUUUCGAAUAGUAAAUGA